This is a messenger RNA of Sipha flava (yellow sugarcane aphid), 3968 nucleotides long. Its product is annotated as nuclear RNA export factor 1-like. Gene Ontology annotation, molecular function: protein binding; RNA binding. The record is from RefSeq and is a predicted model, not a curated record. The transcript has 15 exons. Gene Ontology annotation, cellular component: nucleus; cytoplasm. Lineage: Eukaryota; Metazoa; Arthropoda; Insecta; Hemiptera; Aphididae. Bases 1485 to 3857 code for a protein of 790 amino acids. Gene Ontology annotation, biological process: poly(A)+ mRNA export from nucleus.
AGUAAAAAGUCAAAAUAUCCAAAAAAUGAUAUAUUGUCAGACGGUGCGAUAUAUUAUCAUUGAUUAUAAAUAGAGGACUUUUGAAAAUAAGAUAAGGAGAAGAAUAUGUGGCCCAAUCAGGGAUCCGAGGACCAGCCAAUGGCGCAGGAAGUUCAACCAAGAAUUAAAUAUAGUUACAGUUAAUGAAUUCAUAAAGAGUCAAAGGAUAAAAUGGCUAGGACAUGUUAUGCGGCGUAACACAGAUGCAUUAACCAAGGUAGCAUUAAUGGAAGCCGGAAGGAAGAAGGCCACGGGGUCGUCCUCGGAAAUGAUGGAUGGAUGUCGUGGAAAAAGAUUUGGAAGACCUUGGAGCACAGAAUUGGAGGGAGAUAGUACUGGAUCGAGAUAAGUGGGAUGAUUUAGUGAUGGCGGCAAAAACUCUUGGAGAGUUAUGAAGGCCAGAAGAAGAAGAUUAUAAAUAGUACUAAACUAUUUAUAACUAACUAUUUAUAAUCAAUGAUAAUUCAUAACAAUUUUUAAUGGAAUUAUUGAAAAAUUGGAAACGACGAUUCUAAUUUAAAACUGGAGACAGUUCAAACAGUAUUUCUAGAAUGAUACAAUUGUACAAAACAGACAGUAUAAUGUAGGGCUUAAAACCGUUCCUAAUAAAGUUGGUAAUCGGCUCGGCAAAAGUAAAACAUUUUUUAAACCGGUAACCGGUUAUCGUUUAAUUUUGAUAUAAUGGUAACCAGUAACCGUAUCUGGAUAAAAUCAACUUCUCGGUAUCUAACGGUAUCAAACGGUUUAAGGUAUAUCUUAAAUCGUGGUCUUAUAUAUAUCUAUGGUCAGGACGAUUAUAGAUAGUACUACUUACUAAGAUAAUACUAUCUUAAUCACGAUUUAAAAUAUAUUUUAACGGUUUCACGAGCCAUAGAGUACCUAAUAUUACUCUAUGAUCAGAGCAUGAAGACUAGAGAUAUUUCUAGACGUCAGUAAAUUCAAAUGGCUGCAUGAAGGCUGAUUAACGGUGUCAUAUAUUCCUUAUUAGUCACAGUUUAUAAAAAUCCAUUAUUAAAUUAAAUUUUAAUUUUAAUCGAAUGAAAAUUAAUGUAAUUCCACAGAAUAUGACGGUGAAGUUGGUGUAACCGCGGCGGACCAAUGAAGGACGCGAUCAUGCGUAAUUUGAUAAGACGUGAUAACUGAUAGCGUCACCCGUACGUAUCGUCCCGAGUUUUGCCCCAUGUCUUGCAAUCCCGGUUACUUUUCCUGCUACGUAACUUAUCUCGAAUGGAUCCUGCUACAGCUAUUCGACGUGCGUGUCUGAAUAUUUGAUACGCCGUUACAACGACAGCUUUUGUGCGGCACAUUGAACGCAACACAACCGAAAUCAGUCUUUUUCCUUGCCCCGGUCCAUUCGCAUACCCGUUUGCUUUUGUCGUAGGGCCGCCUGUGUACGCCCACGCUGCUUUUCACCGGCCGUUGGCACCGCCGGACACACUUCGGCUAUGGCUGGCAGAUCAGGAGGACGUAACUUUAACAACAGAUUCCAUCACACCAAUCACCGUAAGGAACAUGAUGAUCGAUCAUCUAGACCAAGCACUAGUCAGGGAGGUGGUGGUUAUCCAGAUCGACAUGGUUUUAAUAAAAAAGUGACAUUUAAAGCAAAUAAUCGUGGUAGUAACCAUUUUCGUAAAAGCUGGGAAAAUAAAACUGAUUUCGUUCGUGAGCAAUUGGAAAUCAAUGAAUUUUCUAACCGAAAUGGACAAUCUAACAGAAGUAGUUCUGGUCGAAGGUCUUAUCCUGAAAGGAAUUAUGGCCGUGGUGGUCAUGGUAAUUUCAGAAAUUCACAAUGGGCUUUAAAAAAAAGUAGCACGGGAUGGUAUUCUGUAUUUGUACCAAAUAUUGACGAUUGUGAUGAAGUCCUGAAAAUAAUUCAAACCUAUAUUACACCUAUUGUUUUUUAUCCAUACAAUAAACAAUAUUUUGAUAAUGCAUUAAGAUUUCUUGUUGACGAUUUUAAAAUUGCCAAAACAUUGCAAAAUACCAGUUAUAAAAUAACACUUAGAGAUGACCGAAAAUUGAUUAUUAAAGUUGUUCCUUACUUUCCUCCUCGUGGACCAAUAUCGUUUACACCUGUGUCUAAUGAAGUAAAAGAAAAAAUGAUUGAAGCAAUGGCAAUUCGUUACAAUUCUAGUACCAAAAGUUUAGAUUUAUCACGGUUUUAUGCAUGUUCAUUAUUUACUGAUAAUCAAUUGUUUGUACCACUAAAUCGACCAGCAGUUCUUUUAGCUGCAUUAAACAUUGUAGCUCAGCAUACCAAACAUGACUUAUAUGGUCUUAGUCUUGAAAAUAAUCAUAUAUACCUAGGAGAAGGACUCAUAUGGAUACGUAGAUUGUUUCCUGAAUUAAAAGUGUUAGAUUUGGCAGGCAACAAAUUUUAUGAUCUAAAAGAGCUUAAAUGCCUCACAGGUUUCACUAUUGAAGUUCUUAAUUUGUCAAGGAAUCCAGUGUUUGAUAUAGAAGACAAAGAACGUUACAGACUGGAUGUACAACAAUUAUUUCCUAUGCUAAAUAAAUUGGAUGAUUUGGAAUUGCCUUCUCGAUAUAGUGCCAUUGUGGGGACGAAAUUAAAAAUGCCAAUUAACCUAGGUAAUAGUUACCCGAUUCUUGAAGGGCACAAUCCUGAACAGAUAAAUCCAGUCACAACUCUAGUAGAAUCAUUCUUAACUCAAUAUUACAGUCUAUACGAUAACACAGUGUCCAGACAAAUGGUUUCUGAAGCUUACCUUGAAAACGCUACAUUUUCAUUAUCCUCUUGUUAUCUGUCCACUGUUUCUAAAGGUAGUUUAACACAGUAUGUGCCUGAAUGCCGGAACUUUCUAAAAUUUGAAAAACACAGAUCAGGGAGAAAUCGUCAUCUGCACAAAGGCAGAAAGAAUAUUGUUAACUUUUUAGAAAAGUUACCCAAAACCAAACAUGACCUUGGGUCAUUCAUAGUCGAUGUACCAUUAGCAAAUCCUGUAAUGGUUCAGAUUGUAUUAAAUGGUGUCUUUGCUGAAGACUUCAAAGAAACAAAUCAAAGGCAGGUUUUCCGAUCGUUUUGUAGGACAUUCAGCAUAGUGCCUAUUGGAAGUGGUUGGAGUAUAGUGAGCGAUAUGCUUUUUGUAACAGUGGUCAAUGAUGAGUUAUUAAAAGAAUCUUCAAAACGGUUUUAUGUUUUUAAACAAAAAUCAGUAUCAUCAAAAAAUAAUAAUUCCAAUAAUAGUGGCAACAAUAAUGUUACAAUAUUUAUGGAAGAUAAUGACGAAAUGCUUGGAAUGGAAUCAUUAUCCUACGUGGCAUCUCCUACACCUAACUAUCCUCUGCCACCAUAUCAGCAAAAUACAUUUUCGUCUUAUCAGCUUUCUUCAAUGAAUCUACAGCAACAACAGCAGCAGCUUCCACCACUUUAUCAAAGUAGUUUACAUACCUCUGCCAUGCUUAAUCAAUCAAUUUCCAACUUCCAGCAGUCGAAUCAACAAAUAUCCUUUCAGCAGCAGAAUCAUUCUGUAGCAGUACCAUCACCAUCAGUAAACUUUCAAUCCAAUCCACAACAGUCAAACAUGGCAUUUCCUAUGUCCAAUUCUACAUCAUCAGGAUCUCCUUCUGUGGUGCCAGUUAAUCAACAGGCAAAAGAAGUUCUUUUGAAUUUAAAUAAUGAUGCUAACUCAAACCUUGAUACAAAAUUAAGCAUGAUAAAGAGUUUUUCAGAUGAAUCUGGAAUGAAUGACGAAUGGGCCAAAAAAUGCUUGGAAGAAAAUAAUUGGGACUAUGCCAAAGCUGCUUUGUGUUUUUCAAAACUAAAACCCAAUAUUCCACCCGCUGCUUUUAUACGCUGAUAAGUGUGUGGUUAUGAAUUUAACAUAACAGAAUGACAAUUAUUGUAAUUUUCAUACUGUGGACUAUUUUUUAUUUUUAUUUAUAUUGUUAAAUAUUAAUCUGUAUCAUUA